AUGGAAGUCUUUCUCCACCGUGUCCCAGCGGAUCUUAAUCGACAUGGCUUCAAACGCGAACUUCAGCCUUUCAUGAAGAAUCUACAAAUUCAAGACUUUAUUUGCGAGAAGCCCAGGAAGAAAUGGUUUGGCACUGUUACCUUUCUGCACGUCGGCGAUGGAGAAAGAUUUCUGCAAGCAUAUGGCGAAAAGCAGAAUCUGCUUAGUCCUCUCCACCGGGCCCCAAAGUCGAGUUUGAAUCUUAUGGGAGUUGAUGUGUGCUGCAAGCCAAGCAGAUUUCCACCAAAGCCAUUCGCCCUGCGGACGCUGGAGCACGAGGCCCAAGAAAGGGCAAUGGGAUACCGAGAGCGACAAGAGGAGUCUGUCGUUUUGGAGCUGCAGCAAUACAGCUGCGGAAGAUGUGACUUUGUCGGGGACCAGUUGACAUACAGUCCGGAGGUUCAAUGGUCAGCCAGAGGAACUGUGAAAUUCAAGACGCGAUCGUUGAUCGUCAACGUAAUUCCCAAAUGUCGAAUUCGAAUACCCCUUGCCACUAUUGUUAGCUUGAUAUACUCCAUUGAAGGUACUCUCACAGUUACCCUCUCUGAUGUGCCCUUCUUCUUUGAAGUCAUAGAGACUUUCGACGAACCAGUGGGCUUGCCCUCUAAUCGGAUACGUUUGUCCAGUCUAGGAAACGGGCACGAUCAGAUCGUUGGGCAGUGCUUGGUGUAUCAGUUCAAAGUUUCUGCAGUGGACUUCAGGGCGAAAAUAGAAAAACUCAAAGAUUGGGACGUGACCAUCUAUCGUUACAAUCUGGCUCCAGCAGGGUCCCUCUUAUCCUCACAGUCAGCCUCAGUUGACUUUCGUAAACUCCUGACUGAGUUAGCAGAAUGUACGCGCAAUAGAUAUAUGCCAUUUGGGGUUCUCUUCCAACUGCAGGCAUUGGCACAAAAUGCGUAUCUGCAUCCCACCACUACUCGCCGUUUGACUGAAAGGCUACGUAUGAAAUUCGACGAGGAUAAGGCAGCAGGACGAGACUCCAUGACCGUGGAAGGAAUCAGAAAGCUUUUUAAUAUGAUCGGCUGGCCGUUUCCUGGAGAUGAUCCAUGGGGCUAUGCGGUAGACUCUCUUCUGACGACGCUUGAGGAGAACAACAGGGAGAUACAAGACGGCUUCGCCUAUCGUGAAGGGCUUCAUGAGAACACAGCGAACAUGACAAAAGUCCAUCGGGUCAAUGUGACCCCCACGCGGAUUACAUUGCAUGGACCGGAAAUGGAACCGCAAAAUCGGAUUCUGCGUAAGUUUCCCAACCAUCACGAGUACUUUAUACGUGUACAGUUCUGCGACGAGAAUGGAGAAGAUUUGCUUUUCAAUGCAAAAGUGGAUUUCAAGGAUAUCUUUGCGCGGUUCAAAGACAUCAUGACAAAGGGGAUCCAAAUCGCCGGUCGCACAUAUAACUUUCUUGGGUUUUCACAUUCCUCGUUGCGAUCUCACACGGUUUGGUUCUCCUCUCCAUUCGUCGACGAUAAUGGUCAUAUGCAGACAUACUUUUCGAUAAUCAGUGCAAUCGGCAAAUUCUCACAUAUAACGUCACCGGCACGAUGCGCAGCCAGAAUCGGCCAGGCAUUUACUGAAACGCCCUUCAUGGUUCCAUUAGAAAAGCAUCGGGUGCGAGUUUCAACGAUUCCGGAUCUGACGUCGCCGGACGAUUCACGGGUCUUCAGUGAUGGGGUCGGGGCUAUUUCAAAAGAGGUGGUGGCAAGUAUUUGGGCCGACAUACCACUCAAAAGAGGAAACCCUACAUGUUUCCAGAUCCGCUUAGGUGGGGCGAAAGGCAUGCUUGCUGCUGAUACCCGAUUGCCCUCUGCAGUCAUUCAAAUCCGCCCGUCAAUGAUCAAGUUCGAUAGUGAGGAUAUGCAGAACCUGGAGAUCUGCAAUAUGGCAUCCAGACCUUACCCCAUGGUUUUGAAUCGUCAAGUGAUCAAGAUCUUGGAGGACAUGGGUGCCCCUCAGGAUUGGUUUUUCCAAAUGCAGAACGAAGAGCUGACGCGCCUUCAAUCGAUCACCGUCAGUACAGAUAAGACAGCAAGGUUUCUUAAGGACAAGGGAGUCGGCGAGUGCAUUGGUCUGUAUCGACUCUACCGUCAAUGUUACUGGACACGCUUGAACUAUAAGAACGACGGUUUCCUCCGUGCCAUUGUCGAGGCGGUGGUUCUUAGGGAGCUCCGGCUCCUGAAGCAUAAAGCGCGAAUCCCCGUGGAAAAAGGCAUGACACUUUAUGGGGUUAUAGAUGAAACAGCUUUCCUUCAAGAAGGCGAGGUUUAUGUGACAUUUGACCGUAUGGAAGGGCAAUACGCGGCGCCUCCCGGGCCUGGGCAUGUCUUGGUGACUCGGUCGCCUGCGCUUCACUGUGGUGAUAUUCAACGUGCCCAAAACGUCCUACCCCCAGAAGACCAUCAUUUAAGGUACCAUCGGAAUUGUAUUGUAUUCAGCCAGAAAGGAAGUCGGGACCUGCCUAGUAAGUUGAGUGGGGGGGAUCUUGAUGGUGAUUUGUAUCAUGUUAUCUGGGACCCCGACCUGGAGAGCGUUGAGACAUUUGCACCUGCAGAUUACCCGCGUCCCACGUCUAUUGACAUAGGGCGUGUAGUGGAGGUAGGUGAUAUGGCUGCAUUCUUUGUGGAAUUCAUGCGGUCCGAUAUCCUUGGCAUGAUUGCUAUCCGCCAUAUGAUCAUGGCGGAUCAGGCUGAAUCGGGAACCAGGGAUGCUUCAUGCCGCGUCCUGGCCGGGCUACAUUCGAAAGCCGUGGACUUUUCCAAAACUGGAAUUCCUGUCAAUAUGAUGGAUAUGCCUAGAGUGAACCGCUAUCGACCAGACUUUCUGGCGCCAGGACCCCAAACACGCCUCUAUAAUAAAUCCAAGAUCGGCCUUGAGCAGCAUGUUUCGCAUGCGAACUAUGAUGACAACGAUGAUGAUGUCGAGGAGCCCUACCGCUACUAUAAGUCAGAAAAGAUCCUUGGAAAGCUAUUCAGGGCCAUUGAUGAGCAAAACAUCUGGCGCAAACACAUCCUUUCUGAAGCUGCUACGAAUGACGAAUAUUUUUGGAAUAGUGUGAUUGCGGACUGCCUCACAAGGUGCAAGUCUUUGUCACGAACCCCAAAAGAGGAGCAUCUGGACGAAGCAAAGCGGAUACGAGCAGCCUACGAAGAUGCUAUUGUUUCGACAAUGGAUACUUAUUCUGAUCAUCCAACCAAGCCUAUCAGUGAGUUAGAGGUGGUCAUUGGGUCUAUCAUUAACAGACGGGGUGUACAGACCCGCCGCCAACGUGACCGAUCAGAUAAACUUCACGAGGAGUUCGACCGGAUUGCUACAUGGGCCACAAACAUCAUGCGCCGCCAGGAGGUCCAGGACCCCGAUCCUAAUGGCUUAGAGCUAUCCAUGGCGUGUCUUUAUCAUGGCACCCACGUGAGCGAUUCCGGCCGCCGCAAGGAGGUAUACGGUGAGCUUAAGAGCUUUAGGGUUGUUGCUGUCUGUGCACUGUUGGCCGAAUUGGAUUAUCGCGAUAAGGAUGGUCCGAGGAAUUGCUUUACUAUGUGA
Aspergillus pseudonomiae is the source of this 3573-nucleotide messenger RNA. RefSeq names its product RNA dependent RNA polymerase. Gene Ontology annotation, cellular component: nuclear RNA-directed RNA polymerase complex. The record is from RefSeq and is a predicted model, not a curated record. Gene Ontology annotation, molecular function: RNA-directed RNA polymerase activity. Lineage: Eukaryota; Fungi; Ascomycota; Eurotiomycetes; Eurotiales; Aspergillaceae. Gene Ontology annotation, biological process: siRNA processing. The transcript has 4 exons. The coding region runs from base 1 to 3573 and encodes 1190 amino acids.